Boleophthalmus pectinirostris (great blue-spotted mudskipper) is the source of this 7924-nucleotide messenger RNA. RefSeq names its product death inducer-obliterator 1 (gene dido1). Gene Ontology annotation, cellular component: nucleus. The coding region runs from base 279 to 7484 and encodes 2401 amino acids. Gene Ontology annotation, biological process: DNA-templated transcription; apoptotic signaling pathway. The record is from RefSeq and is a predicted model, not a curated record. NCBI's taxonomy places the organism in Eukaryota, Metazoa, Chordata, Actinopteri, Gobiiformes, Gobiidae. The transcript has 16 exons.
GUGUUUGUGAGCACACGUUAGCGUCAGCCAUCUGCCGCAGUUGUCCAGCCGCAUCGCGUCGCCCCAGUAGCGCCAUAGCGGGAGUGGAAAAUGGUGGAUAGAACGAAAAGUCAAAAAUGAAACAUCUUAGCGAAAAUAAAUCUGGAUACAGAUACAGACAAUCUUCUUUGAGUGACACACCAUUUUGAUCCAUCACAACAACUGAGCUUGAUGAACUAUCAUCCUGAGGGGACUAAAACAUUUGUGAGUUCAGUCUUGCUACCAUAUCUGAAGGAGAGAUGCCAGUGGAAGCAGCAGCAGACAGCCCAGAAGUCCCCUGUCCCGUUCGGCGCAGCGGCAGACAGGCAAAACGCACAGACAAACUUGAGGAAUUCCUCUCCACUGCCAAAAGAGCUGCAAGGAGGAGUGCCCCUCCCAGUCUUGAAGGUGGUGAUCCUCCUUCUCAAACUCCAACUGAUGCUGAGACAGCCUCUGAGGCCAGCUUUGAUGGAAGCACUGAAGCAAAGGCAGAGUCUCCAGAGCGGAGGACAAGAAGUGGAACAAGGAAGCAGUAUACGAGAAAAACACAAGGAGCAAGGCAGACUAGGAGCAAAGGGGAAGUCAUGGCUAAAGACGAGGCCAGCUCUGGGAAUGAGGAGGAGAGCAAAGGAGAAGAGCCUUUGAAAAACCAGGUUGAGAACAAACUUGAAGCACCAGAAGUUGGUCCAACUAUUCCUGAUAACACUAAUGUUGUAGAACUACAGGCUGAGGCAGUCUGUGAGAAGGAGGAAGACAAAAAUUACAUGGAAACAGAAGAGACUGAAGAUGAAGAGCCUGAGAAGCCUGCAGUGUUGGUAAAACGUGGACCUAUACGAACAUAUAUCAAUAAAAAGAGAGCAGCCAGUAAGAACACUACUCCUGUUAAAAGCUCGACCCCUGUAAAUAAAGCUGCCACCACAAAAGACAACAACAAAACAAGAGCCACCACCACAGCCAAGCCCCAGAAAGAAGACCUGGAAGACACCUCCUCUACGUCAACCACAUCUUCUUCAGAUGAGUCGGACGAUGGAGGCUAUGACCCCAAUGCGCUCUACUGCAUCUGUCGGCAAAAACACAAUAAACGGUUUAUGAUCUGCUGCGACCGAUGUGAAGAAUGGUUCCACGGUGAUUGUGUUGGCAUCACUGAAGCCCGGGGGCGACUGAUGGAGAGAAAUGGAGAGGACUAUAUUUGCCCAAAUUGUACUGUCAAGAAAAACCAAGUUGUGAGACCAGCAACAUCUAUCCUGUCUACAAGCAGUGACAAACUAAAGGCUGAGACUGCGUCUCCUGCCCCUGUCGUAUCUCCUGAAAGGCCUGAGCCUACAAAGGACCCUGAGCGCAUUGAUCAGACUGGUCAGCCCGCACAACCCACUCCACUCUCAACACCCUCUACUGCUGAGGAGAAGGCCGUUGACGACCUGGGAAUCAAGGGGCGGAUCGAGAAGGCUUCUAAUCCCACAGGCAAAAAGAAAAUCAAGAUCUUUCAGCCGCAGGUAGUGCAGCAGGCAGCAGAACCAAAAGCGGAGAUGCCAGCCGCAGUAUCUAAAAUGGAGCACAAACCGCCAUCGGACACAGAGAAUAAAGUAGCUUCAAAUGUGGAAGUGGAUUCAACAGCGACUACAGAGGAGCAGGUGGUGAACAAAACGGAGGAUGCUGCCCCCAAAUGUAUAGGACCUGGCUGCGAAAAGAAUGCCCAGCCAGACUCUGUUUAUUGUGGAAAUGACUGCAUCCUGAGACAUGCUGCUGCUGCCAUGAAGUCUAUCACUGAGCCCAGUCAGAAGGACAAGACCAAGCCUCAGAAGUCGAAAACCAAGAGUGCCACUUACAGUAAGAAGCGGCGGAAGGUGGAUAGUGAUGAAGACUACAGCCCUGAUACAGAUGAGGAUGAUGAAGACGCACAUGCAGAGGAACAGCCACCACCUCCUUCCACGGCGUCCUGGUCCAGUGACCAUAAUUAUAUUGCUGUCACUCCAGAAAAGACUGCAUCUAUAUCAACAACAGUUUUAAACAAAAAGUCUCCACCAAAAGAAGAUAAGCUACCUGAGAAAGAACAGAAAGUGAAGGACGUGCAGCCGGCGCUCGAGACGCCUGCCACUGUUACUCCAGUUAAGCCAAAGAAGUCAUCCUCUCCUCCUCCUGCUAAGAUCUCAAAGGUCUCUCCUAAGGGCAAAAAGUCAAAUCGCGAAUCCAGUAGCUCUAAAGCCUCAAAGAAACCCACAACAACUCCAAGCAAAACCAAUGCCAAGUCCAAGAAACCAAGCUCUACUCAGUCCCCCUCGCAAUACCCGGCAGGUCCAAUCCAUGUUACUGGAGCUCUGAGAGUUACAAAGUCCAGCUUCACCAUCCCCAAGAAGCAACCACAACCAAAAGACAGCCAGCCCCCAAGUCAGUCAUCAUUAUCAUCAUCAUCCUCCAAGAGCUCCUCAUCUUCAAGUUCCUCCAGUCACCACCACCACUCCUCAUCUAGACACUCACAUUCAAGUUCACCUGCACCAGCCGCCUCCCCCAUGCCGCCUCCACCCAACAACCAGAUGAGACAGAAUAUACGCCGCUCACUGACAGACAUCUUGUAUAAGAGGGUGAGUGACAGUGAUGAUCUGAAAAUGACUGAGAGUGAAGUGGGAAAGCUUGCAUAUGCUAUUGAGAGGGAAAUGUUCAAUCUUUGUCUCAGCACUGACAGCAAGUACAAGAACAAAUAUAGGUCUCUCAUGUUGCAUCUGAAGGAUCCCAAAAACAAAGGCCUGUUUUACAGGGUUAUUGGAGGAGAGGUUACUCCUUUUCGACUUGUGAGACUAAGUUCAGAAGAGCUACUUUCUAAGGAGAUAUCAGAGUGGAGGAAGACGGAGGUAUCAGAGUCUCCCAGAUCUCAUUCUAAACACAGACAUGAAUCUCGCAACAUUGACAUGGAGGACGCUCCCCCUUCAUCAGAUGCAGAUGUAUGUAUGGCUGCAUCUACUUCAUCCUCUCGUUUGGCUUCUUCUGCAGAGCAAGAUGAGACAAGCACUGUACCACCGGGUUCCUCUGUAACUGCAGCUUCUGAGGGGAGCAGCAUGCCUGAUAUUUUUAGCAGUAUGCUUAAAGACACUACUUCAGAACACCGGACCCAUCUGUUUGACCUCAACUGUAAAAUUUGUACAGGUCAGAAAAAGGAAGAGGAGCUGUUGGCUAAGAAAGAAAAACAUGCUAAAAAAGAGAUAAAACCAUCAAAACAAGAGCAGACCUCUUCUAGGUCUGGAGAUGUCACAACUGCAUCCCAACCACAGCCUUACCAACAUCAGGAAGCCUACACCUACCAACCCACUCCCAUUGUGUCCUAUGAGCCAACUAACCUUGCCUACGAACCAACAAGUGUGGACCUUUCAAUGCAAGAACCGCAAUUACAGAUUUAUCAGGAAGAUCCGAAUCUCUUGGUGCCACCUCCAGUUGCUGCUCCUGUGACUCCUGCAGUCUCCUCUGUGACCAUUACCCGCAGAGAUCCACGUAUGGCCCGGCAUGGCUCCACUGGAACAGUUGCUUUUACAGUUCCAGAGAAACCGGCAAACAACUUGACAGAGCCACUCCCAGCUGCUCCAGUUUCUGCACCUGUGGAGCUGGGACCAAAAGUUCCAUUACCAAUGCCCCCUGCACCACCACCUGCAGUGGCUGUGACCAAAACAGUUAAAGCAAGUUCUGAGCCUCCACCCGAGGGUGAAACAGCAAUCUUCCUCCAUGGUCAAGAGAAAAUCUGGAAAGGAUUUAUGAACAUGCAAAAUGUUGCCAAGUUUGUGACCAAAGCUUACCUUGUGUCAGGAUCUUUUGAACAUCUUAAAGAGGAUUUACCUGACACCAUUCACAUAGGUGGAAGAAUAUCUCCUAAUACUGUGUGGGACUAUGUAGGGAAACUAAAAACAUCAUUGUCCAAGGAGCUCUGUUUAAUUCGUUUCCAUCCAGCCACAGAAGAAGAGGAGGUGGCCUAUGUCUCUCUUUAUUCAUAUUUUAGUAGUAGAAAGAGAUUUGGUGUGGUAGCCAACAAUAAUCGUCGAAUCAAAGACCUGUAUCUCAUCCCGCUUAGUUCUAAGGACCCAUUACCACCCAAACUACUGCCCUUUGAUGGCCCAGGCCUGGAGCCAGCACGUCCCAAUCUCCUCCUUGGACUUUUGAUCUGUCAGAAGGACAGGAAACGUGCAGGUGCUCCAGUUGAUACUGACGAAAAGAGAUCCAAAAUACAAAUCAAAGACACAGAUGACACUGGCUUACCGAAGCCGAUUCCAUUGGCAAAGGCAGAGAAAAGUUCACGAAAUUCCCUAGAAAUUCCUUUUAGCACAACUCCUCCAGGUUCACCUCCACCAGUUUCCUCUGAUGCCCCAAGCAGUACCAUUACCCCUUCCUCUGUUCUGUCCUUCCUGUCUUCUGUUCAAGCCUCUGCUGCAGCGGCGAGCACUGGUAAAGAGUCUCCAUCCUUAUCCGCUGCCAACCCUUCUGUGGCAUCAGCUACUCCCCUCCAGACAAUUCUCAACACGCUUUUUGGGAAGAAAAAGCAGGACUCUGAGGCUUCUAACUCUCCACCAGAUCAAGCUGGAGAGACAUCUGCUCCAUCUGUUAAUAUUUUAGAUCCCAUUGUUAAGCAGUUUGCAUUGUCUAAAGAGAAGGACUUAGUGGAGGAUGAAGAUGAUCGACCGUAUGAUCCGGAGGAAGAGUAUGACCCAAGCAAUGGUUACAAUGUACCAAAAAAUCCUGCCAGAAUAGAAGGAACAACUAAGGUAAAUUUGCAGCCUGACAUUGUAGCCAAUGAUGGUGAUGAUGUGGCUUAUGACCCAGAAGAUGAAUCAAUUUUCGACAAUGUCAAAACAAUUGUGCCUGAUCAAACUACAAUAGAAAUUGACUGUAAGAGUAAAGCACAAACAAUUUUGGAGAGCCUGAAACAGACAGGUCACCAGAUUCUGCAAAAGCAGGAACAACCAACAGAGGCACUAUUGGCUCAACCCACUAAAUCACUUUUAGCCAGUACUCACUUGCUUCAACUUGGUAAGAAAGUUGAAGAAUUGGUUAAGUCCACAUCAGUUUCUCCUUUAAUUAACCAGAAAAGAGAUCCCAGACAAAGAGGGGAUCCUCACCAGAUUGCAACAAUAAAGCAAGAGGAAGCACUUCAGGAUAAUGAAGUGGCUGAUGUCUCUGCAGCUUCAGAACCUAAAGCUUCAGAACCUAAGGCUCCAGCACCAAUGAUGUCUGAGGCCCCUGAAGCAGUGGAGUCCACUCAUGAACCAGACACAACACAGUCUGAGGAUGCUGUGAAAAGUGAGACACUCCCCUUCAUUAUGGAUUCAGUCAAAGACGAGGUGUCUAUUCCUUUGUUAGGAGAGGAAGUGGAAGCUGAUAUGGAGGUCAAUUACAUGGACGAGAGCAAAACUACAACUGAGCUACCAGAGCCUGACAAGUCUGAAACAGAAGCAGACAAAUUCAGUAUUUGGCCAAAUGCUGCCUCUAUUCUCAAAACAUCUAUGGAAGCAGAGUAUAGGGAAGACAAAGAUGAAAAGGAUUUCUAUAAUAAAUGUACAAACAGUUCCAUUAUGACAUCCACAAUUCCAGUGCUCACUCAGAGCUCCACCAUGGACAGCAAGCCCCAUCACAUGUCUCGUCACAUUCCUCCACCUGCCUAUGACAAUGAAUACAGGCCUCCACCUGACAUACCACCUCCGUCCAACUUUACACGAACAGACCCACUGCAGGGACAAAACCUUCUGAUGAGACCUCCACCCAUGACUAUGCCACCCCCCAUGCAAGGACCCCCUCCCAUGUCUGGUCCACUACCAAUGCAAGGACCCCCUCCCCCCAUUCACAUACCUCCUCCUGGCCACGGACCUUCUCCAGUGCAAGGGCCUACUGUCCAACCCUUUGGCCCACUACCUGGCACUUACUCAUCCUAUCCAAAUCAGUGGCCAGCCUCGCAGCCCCCUCCUCAACAGCUGCCCCCUGGUCCUCCUCAGAACAUGAUGCCAAAUCGAGGACCACCCCCUCCCUUCCCUCUUAUUGCCCAAAGAGGACCUCCUCCUCAGAUCUUUGACCCUUCACUUCGGCCACAACACGUGCCACCUGGUCCUCUCCCAGGUCUUCCUCCACCCUCUAAUUUUGACCCACAGAGCGGCAUCACACCACCUCGAUUCACUGGCCCACCACCACCUUUUAACUUGCCAGGUAACAGGGGUCCUCCACCACCAUUCACUGGACCUCCACCUGGACAUUUUGACAACCGGCUUACUCCUCCUUCUCACUUUUCUGCACCUAGGGGACCCCCUCCCUCUCAGUUUAGUGCCCAUGGAGGGCCACCACCCCCUAUUGCAGAGACAUUUAAAAAGGACAGUCCUUUCAAUGUUGAAUCACACCAGCCCCCAAAUACGGUCAGCAUGUACAAGGAUCAAGGCCCGUCACCAGGUUCUGGUUUUCGGGGGCCUCCACCCAGUCAAUAUGAGGACAGAAGAGGGCCCCCUCCAAGUGGAGACAUGAGUGGGCAACAUUUCAAUCCUCAUAACCAGUACAGCUCCAGACAUCGUUCACCUCCUCACAGGGGGUCUUUUGAAGAACACAGAGGUCCUCCACCUCAAGAAAGUCGUCCCCCCGGCACUCAGCCUUUUGCUGGUUCUGAGAGGUAUCGCUUUGACCGUCACUCAGAUGAGCCCAGACCCAUUCGCCACAGUGGUCCAUUGCUGCCUACACCUUCAGAUGAUCCCAGAUCUUCGCCAGGUCGCAUGGGAACCCACAGUCCUGAACUUCAUCGAGAAGACCACUGGCAUCGGCAGUCUCCUGAAAUGAGAAGGAGGAACUCCUCAAAUCGAGAAGAUUCACCCCAUAGCUUUGGUCGCUUUGAGGGAAGCCACAGAGAAUCUUCGUCUGGUACUCCACAGCUUCCUGAGGAGCUUCGACGAGAUAUACCAGAGGAUCGUAGACGGGACCGGGAAGGGCCACAUCCAGGAAGACUGCCCUGGGAUAGAAGUCAGACUAGGAGAUUUAGUCGGGAGCAGGAUUGGGAACGAGGGAGGGAAAGAGAAGGGGAGCGCAGUCGUGAGAGAGACCGCAGUCGUGAGAGGGACCGCAGCCGUGGAACUGAGGGUGAACGGCUGAGGGAACUGGAAGGGGAGAGACAUCGGGAGUCUGAAGCUGUGGACAAAAGAAGAGACAGGGACCGGGAGAGGGAGCGUGACAGGGGCAGAGAAAGAGAAUCUGACAGAAGAGAACAUGACCGGGACCGGGACCGGGACAGAAACCGUGACAGGGAUCGGGAUCGAGAACGGGAGCGCAGGCGGGACCGAUCUCGCAGCAGAGAGCGAGAUCGUGGGAAAGAACGCACCCGGGACAGAGAAAGGGGGAGAGACCGGGAUAGAGAUAGAGAGCGGCGAGACAGGAGUCGAAGCAGAGAAAAGAAAGAAGACAAAAAAGACUAUAAACAUGAUUCAUCCAGAGACAGUGAAAAGGCUGAGCAUGACAAAAAAUAAUGUUGGUUUUAUGCAAAUAAUGAACAUCUGUAUGUAAAACUGUAUUUGUAAAUCUUCAUUAUUUUGACAAAGGUUUUUGACAGUAUUUGUAUUUUCUUGGUUUAUACUUUUAAAGUGACAUUUCCUCAAAAUGCCUCCUAUUUCUUUGUGAUUGUCUUAUAGGCUUAACCAUGUUACUCCUGUCAAAAUAAAUUUUUAAUUAAACCAAUUAUGUAACUGAUCUCUAACACACAAUUUAAAGUGUAAAUAGAUGUCCAUGUGUAUAUACUGAUGUUUUUAAUAAGCUUUUCUAAGUAGAAAAAGUAAAAAGCCAUAUAUGUAAAAUGGGUAAUGUGAAGUUUAAACAACACUGUUCAGAACUGUGGGCAUCGCACGGUACAAUGUGUUUAUGUUGAGCAGCUUUGAAAUAAAAAAAGACUUCAACUGUCUGCAACGUUAAA